This is a messenger RNA of Entamoeba dispar SAW760, 1392 nucleotides long. RefSeq lists its product as uncharacterized. Bases 1 to 1392 code for a protein of 463 amino acids. The transcript has 3 exons. The record is from RefSeq and is a predicted model, not a curated record. NCBI's taxonomy places the organism in Eukaryota, Evosea, Mastigamoebida, Endamoebidae. Gene Ontology annotation, biological process: response to pheromone; G protein-coupled receptor signaling pathway.
AUGUCUCUCAGUCAACAACGAAUUAUGAAGAUAAGUAUUAUUGCAAUUAUUUUAUUUGUUAGUGUUAAAGGACUUUAUGUUUCAAAGUCAACUAUCUUUUCAGAGAAAUCUGUUAAAAUUAUAACUUUUGGAUUUGAUGGACAAGGAAGAAUGGAACUCAGUGUUUCUUCUUUGUCCCCAUCUCCAGAUAGACUAUCAACAAUUAAUGUUGCCAUAUGUAAAAUUAAAACUGCUAAAGAAUAUCUUGAAACGUAUGAUGAUGACACUUUAUGUAGGGCAUUAAAAGAACAUUGUGAAUAUGUGUCUCCAUUUGAAUUUUAUAUGACAAUUAAUGUAACUGCACCUUCUCAAUAUGAGAUUUAUUUUUUAUUUUGUGAUAUUCCAAAUUAUAUUAAAAUGGAUUAUAAAGUACACUUAAUAAAUAAAAAAGGUAUUGAAUUAUCAUCUGAGGAUUUCUACAGACCAAUUAUUGUUCUUGUUCAAUUAUUAUUUAUUAUUUCUAAUGUUAUUGGAUUAAUUGUUAAUGUUAUUCUUCAUAGAAAAUCUUUUUCAUGUAUUCAAUUAUUCAUUUUCAUUAUAUUCUUCUUUUAUUUUUGUUCUUCUUUAAUAAACAGUGGAUUUUGGAUUACUUAUUAUAAUGGAUAUGAAAAAGAUAUUACCCAAACAAUUUCUCAUUUUUUUACAGUUUUUGUUGAUGCAACAACUAUGGCAGUCCUAAUGUUGAUAGGAAAAGGAUACAAACUUAUUUAUCUUAAAGUUCACUUUUAUGAAAUGAAGUUAUUAAUACUUGGAUUUAUUAUCUUUUGUAUAUGUGGAGUUUUAGAAUGUUUUUGGAUUAAAUGGUUUGUUCUUGGAAAUCUUAUGGUAACUUUAGGACUUUUCCUUCCUGUUGCUGUUUUCAACUUUUCAACUUCAAACAGAAUUAUUAAUAGUCAUAUAUUAAUUGCAACUUCUAUUGAAUAUAUAAAAGCAUUCAAAUUAAAGAAAUUAAUGCUUAAAUUUAACUUGGGAGUAAUUUUUUUCUAUAUUAUUGUAUAUACUGUGAAUUUUAUACUUAUUCAUUUUGUUCCAAAUGAAUAUAUUGUAAUAACAGAUGUAGUUGAAUGUUUCUUAAGAUUAAUAUUAAUGUUAUUAUUAUCAAUAUUAUUAAAAACACGUGAUUACGUUUUUAAACCAUUAGAAAUUGAUAAAAAAUCAUAUCUAGAUCGUAUCAAUAUGUCACUUAACACUGUCUUGACUGCUCGAAAAUUAUUAAAAGAAUUUUCUUAUAUAACGAAACCUUCUCCAGUUCUUGCUUCAUUAAUUUUGGUUGGAACUUUUUCAUCUCCAAUUAACUUAAACUCAUUUCCACAAGUACAUUUAAGAUAUUGUACUUGGAAAUCAAUUGUAUGA